This is a messenger RNA of Daktulosphaira vitifoliae (grape phylloxera), 830 nucleotides long. RefSeq lists its product as uncharacterized. The transcript is spliced from 5 exons. Lineage: Eukaryota; Metazoa; Arthropoda; Insecta; Hemiptera; Phylloxeridae. The coding region runs from base 99 to 581 and encodes 160 amino acids. The record is from RefSeq and is a predicted model, not a curated record.
UAUUCGUACUUUAAAUUACCUUAUUUUGUACAAAUCCAAACAUAUUAUUUUGAAAAAAAUUAUAAUUUUCAUACAACAUUUUAUUUUUUACUUUCAAAAUGUUCAAAAAAAAUUUUGUUCUAUUACUCUUUGUUAUUUUUUUAUCAACUGAACUUUCAGGAGACUUGAUCAAAACCAAUAAAACAUCAAAAUUUGGAAAAAAAAUUGUAAAAGGACUAAAAUACAUUUGGGGUGUUUGUGAUAAAGAUUGUCCAUACUGCUAUCCAUCGACUCCAGAAGAAAUUAUAAAUUUAUUAAUAAAAAAAUCCAAAAAGUACGGAAAUUGUGAAAAAUGCCAUGAAUCUUUAAUAAAAGAAAUUAAAAAUAUUACUGCAGAAUAUUUUACAGAUGGCUUCAUAGGAGCUGAUCAAUUGUAUAACCUCUGCAGAAAAGAAUUACCCAAUACUACUAAAGAUAUUACUAUUGAAGAUUGUAAAGGGUAUGUCCAAAAUUAUGCAAAAAACAACGCAGAAAAAGGACUAGAUGGUUCUGAAUUGUUUAGUGUGUUUCGUGCGAUUAAAGCUCAGGAUGAAUCGAAGUAAAAUUAUUAAGAUAAAAAGUAAUUUAAUUUUUGCAAAAUUUUUUUUCAUCAGUUACUAAUUCAAUAUAAAUUAAAAUGUGUUAAAUAAAAUAUAAAUUUUUAGUUUUUGUUUUUGUUUUAUUCUCUUAUAAUAAAUGAAAAAUCAUGCUACAAAAUUAUUAUAAGUACGAAUAUAAUUUUUAUUUUAUUAUUCCAAAUUAUGUAUUAUUUUAAUUAAUUUUUCGAAACUUUAAUUUUGAUAUUUUUUGUC